GAUUUUGUUCUAUCAUCCAUGUUCGUCACAAUACUGAAACUUUUGUAGUAACUGAUCAACUAUUCUGUUCAUUAUUGAAUACUUUUUAAUAAUUAAUUCAAAAAAAGAAAAAAAAUUAUUCUCUAUUCAAUAUGUUUUGGUCAGAAUUCAUAAUAAGUUGAUAUAAUAAAUUAGACACAUUUGUAUUAUUUGCUUGGAAAGGAAUGUAAAGACAGAGAACGUAUAUGAAAAUUUAUUUAGCAGAUUGAAUAAACUAAACUAAAUGUAGUAAAUGUAACAUUAUGAAUGUUGUGUCUAACCGAGGCAUAAGAAAGUAUGGUAUAUUUUGAAUGCUUGCAUAUGCAAACCUGAAAAACAGCUGAUAAAUUUAGUUUUCGUACCUUAUUUUUCACAUAUAAAUCACAUUAAGCGAUAGCGAAGUAAAGUUAUUAACUUAUCAUAGAAAAUAUAAAAAAACAUUUAUAUAUAUAUAUAAAUUUAAUAGCUAUUUAUUCCAUCAAAAUUGUUAUUUUUAACAUUAAAACACAUAAGGAAAUUCCAAUAGAAUGUCCAAAGACGAUAGAGAAUUGGAUUUGUCAAAUGCUGGCCGAGGUGUAUGGUUGGUUAAAGUGCCGAAAUACAUAGCACAAAAAUGGUCAAAAGCCCCAUCAAACAUGGAUGUUGGGAAAUUACGAAUUACUAAAACGCCAGGACAAAAAGCGCAAGUUUCUUUAUCACUAACACAAGCAGUUGUAAAUCUGGAUCCAGAGGAAAAAAUUCCUACUGAACAUAUAUUAGAUGUGUCGGUUGUAACUAAACAAACUUUAGGGGUAUUUUCCCAUGUUAUGCCACCUGAAUCAAAUAAUUUGAGUAAUGGAAAGGAUAAAGAGGCACAAUCUGUUAGUGAAGUUGAAAAACUGUACAUGGAAGGGCGUAUUGUGCAGAAGUUGGAAUGUCGCCCAAUUGCUGAUAAUUGUUAUAUGCAAUUAAAACUUGAAUCUAUACGGAAAGCAUCGGUACCUCAGCGCAAGGUUCAGCCAAUAGAUAAAAUAGUGCAGAACUUCAAACCAGUUAAAGACCACGCUCACAAUAUCGAGUAUCGUGAAAGAAAGAAGGCGGAAGGUAAAAAAGCUCGAGAUGAUAAAAAUUCAGUUAUGGAUAUGCUUUUUAAUGCUUUUGAAAAACAUCAGUACUAUAAUAUUAAAGAUUUGGUAAAGAUUACAAAGCAGCCUAUUGGUUAUCUUAAAGAAAUCCUGAAAGAGGUAUGUGAUUACAAUAUGAAAAAUCCACAUAAAAAUAUGUGGGAGUUGAAGAAAGAGUACCGCCACUAUAAGACUGAAGAUAAAAAGGAUGAUGAAAAAGCACCAACAGACAGUGAUUCGGAGUAGUAUAACAAUAUAUUAAUUUAAAGUGUAAAAAUCUAAUUUUAAUUUUUUUAAUAAAAAGAGAUUUCCCAUGUAUACAUCAUUAUCAAUUAA
Bactrocera oleae (olive fruit fly) is the source of this 1457-nucleotide messenger RNA. It is a transcript of the gene TfIIFbeta, whose product is annotated as transcription factor TFIIFbeta. Gene Ontology annotation, biological process: transcription by RNA polymerase II; transcription initiation at RNA polymerase II promoter. The record is from RefSeq and is a predicted model, not a curated record. Lineage: Eukaryota; Metazoa; Arthropoda; Insecta; Diptera; Tephritidae. Gene Ontology annotation, cellular component: transcription factor TFIIF complex.